Spizellomyces punctatus DAOM BR117 is the source of this 1231-nucleotide messenger RNA. RefSeq lists its product as uncharacterized. The transcript is spliced from 7 exons. The coding region runs from base 74 to 1006 and encodes 310 amino acids. Lineage: Eukaryota; Fungi; Chytridiomycota; Chytridiomycetes; Spizellomycetales; Spizellomycetaceae. The record is from RefSeq and is a predicted model, not a curated record. Gene Ontology annotation, molecular function: calcium ion binding.
CGAAUUUGGACAGUCGUCCAGGUUGUCGCGUUGGUCAUCGUGUAUCUUGGCAUUUGCAAAACACCUACUGAUCAUGUCGUACCCAUACCAACAAUACCCCGGCGGCUACACUCCUCCUGCCACAGCGCCGCCUCCUGCCGGUGGACAGUAUAAUGCGCCUUCGCAGCCAGGUUACGCAGGAUACCCACCCACAACCCAGGCCCCAUACGGGGCUCCUCACGGUGGUCCCGCCGGCGGUCCUGCCGGUUAUGCGGCGCCCGGUCAGCACCCGCCCUAUGGGGCUGCAGCCCCGACCCAACCUUCCGGAGGUGCACCGUACGGUCAACAGCCUUAUUCAACUCCGUCUCAGGGACCAUACAGCGGAGCGCCGCCUCCUCAGUCUGGCAAUGCUCCUCCUCAGAAACCUGGAUAUGGAGCGCCAACUCAGCCUUAUGGUGGAGCUCCUGCAUACGGUGCACCGUACGGUGGCGCGGCACCAGGCAAUCCGCCUCCAGGUGCCGAUCCACAGUUAUGGAACUGGUUCAAAGCUGUAGAUGCAGACCGCUCCGGCCACGUUAAUCCCCAAGAAUUGCAACAGGCUUUGAUCAACGGAGAUUGGUCUCCUUUCUCCUUGGAAACUGUUCAACUGAUGAUGACGCUCUUCGACCGUGAUGGAUCUGGAACUAUCGGUUUUGACGAGUUCACCAGCCUCUGGCGCUACAUUGAGGACUGGAAACGCAUCUUCCAGCAAUUUGAUACCGAUCGGUCUGGUAAAAUUGAUCGCAACGAGCUGAAGCAGGCGCUUUUGGCGUUUGGAUACAAUGUAUCGGAUCGUAUCGUUGAUUUGAUGAUACGAAAGUUUGCUCGACGGGGAUCAAUAGAUAUCACGUUUGACUCUUUCAUUUCAUGUUGCGUUACCGUUAAGUCCCUGUCAGACGCUUUCCAGAGGCACGACACGGAUCGGGACGGUUGGGUGAAUAUGAGCCACGAUAUGUUUUUGGAGCUCGUCAUCAGCACAAGGCCGUGAACGCAGGAAAAUGCAAUUAUAAAUGCACUAAAUCUAUGCGACUCAUACAUUUAGAUGUGAAUGCAGUCUAGAUAAAAGGUUUUUGGAACUUGCUAAUGCGUUAAUACAAUAGGUCUACAUAAUACAUCCUGCUAUAACUUUAUAUGCCCGCAUCUUGUUGGCCCACUUGUUCUCCAGGAACAUUUUCCAUCCUGUGGUGCCUGUCAGGACUCAGCUCCUCUUCUU